GUUGGUUGCUCUGUUGUCACUUGUCAUCAUAAAAUAAAAAAUGAUAAUAAAUUUCUGUAAAAAGGUCAGAUUUUGUAUUAAAAUAUAAAUACAAUUUUAGUUUAUUAUUUACGUAUACACUGAUAUGAAUACCAAAUCCAGGUGGUUAUUAUAAUUGUGAAAUUAUUUGUACUUAGUUAAAUUUUCACUGUAAAAGUUGGAACCAUAAAACUUGUUUACCUGAAUGAUUUUAUAGUCAUUAAAACUCGAGGAACGACCCUAAUAAUACUUCUUACGGUACUGAAUAUUCACUAUGCAAGCUAAAGAAAACCCACUUAAAGAGAAGAAGAGUAGAUUACAACAUGAUCAUGUUUUAUCAGUUCUUAUGAUUGCGGUUGCAAUUCCGCUUUCUAUGUCUUUUUGGAUAAUAAAUAUAUUAUAUACAAAGAUGACCCAUGAAGAAAGUUUUGAAGAUGUGUCUUCAAUAUCUCCUACAAGAUGGUUAGCAUCAUGUUUGAUUCCUAUACCAAUAUCACUGUAUGGAUACAGGAGGAAGACGCUAAACCUUAGCGGAGCUCUUCUUGCUUUGGUUGUUGGAUUUGUACUUAUAUUGGCAAAUUAUUGCUUUUUGAUGACACUAUUAACAUUUUUCUUAACAUCAUCAAAAGCAUCACAUUUUAGGCCACAUUUAAAAAGAAAAUUUGAAGAAGAUUUCAAAGAAGGUGGUGAAAGGACAUGGGUUCAAGUACUUUGUAAUGGAGGGAUGGCAACCCAACUUGCAAUAUUGUACAUUAUUGACGUAGGCUCAUCUGAAAGACCUAUUGAUUUCAUUAAAGAUUAUAGAGCAUCAUGGCUCAGUAUGGGUGUUCUUGGUGUUCUUGCAUGUUGUAAUGGCGACACGUGGGCUUCUGAAUUAGGAACAGUACUGUCGCAUUCUGACCCAUACCUAAUUACAACAUUUAAAAGGGUGCCAAAAGGAACAAAUGGGGGUGUCAGUGUUAUUGGAACUAUUUUGAGCACAGUUGGUGGUCUUGUUAUAGGAUUGGCUCACUAUUUGUCUGUUAUGUAUUUUUCUGACAGAAUAUUGUUGACAUAUGCACCACCACAGUGGCCGAUAAUUUUGUAUGGUGCUGUUGGUGGUCUUCUGGGAAGCCUCAUUGAUUCACUCAUGGGGGCAACUUUGCAGUAUAGUGGUGUUGACAAGGAUGGGAAAAUUGUUUCCCACUCAAGAUUAUCUGUGAAACAUAUCAGUGGAAGAAAUAUUUUGGAUAACAAUAGUGUCAACCUAAUGUCUACUGUUAUCAUGGGAUUGCUAAUACCUACACUUUGUAAAAAUGUUUGGCCUAUAUCAUAAAUAUAUUUACAUGUAAAAAUUAUGAAUAGGAGUCUGAUACGUCCAUUACUCAAGGCUGCAUUUUAUUGUUGACUUUUUAUUUUAAAUUGAUUAUGUUAUUGUAAUUAAAAUAUAUAAUUAAGUUGAUUCUACUAUUUUUCAAUUAAUUGAUUAAUUUAUAAAUAG
Molecule: messenger RNA, 1498 nt
Organism: Colias croceus (clouded yellow)
Lineage: Eukaryota; Metazoa; Arthropoda; Insecta; Lepidoptera; Pieridae
Product: transmembrane protein 19
Exons: 6
Coding region: 293-1333 (346 amino acids)
Cellular component (GO): membrane
Source: RefSeq, a predicted model, not a curated record